Penicillium verrucosum is the source of this 1452-nucleotide messenger RNA. RefSeq lists its product as uncharacterized. Gene Ontology annotation, molecular function: transmembrane transporter activity. Gene Ontology annotation, biological process: transmembrane transport. Bases 1 to 1452 code for a protein of 483 amino acids. NCBI's taxonomy places the organism in Eukaryota, Fungi, Ascomycota, Eurotiomycetes, Eurotiales, Aspergillaceae. The transcript is spliced from 10 exons. The record is from RefSeq and is a predicted model, not a curated record. Gene Ontology annotation, cellular component: membrane.
AUGGGAGAACACGAGAUACAGGCGACUACCGUCCCCCAAGGGGAGAAGACUAUGCGUGACAAGGGAUGCGACGAUGCCGCAGAGAUGUUCAACGGCGACCUUGUGCUGGAGUACAGCGAAAGAGAAGAGAGUAUUGUCCGCUGGAAGCUUGAUCUAUCGCUCGUCCCUAUGAUGCUCAUCAGUUAUCUACUCUCUUUUGUCGACAAAGGGAUCUUGUCGACAGCCGCAGUUUAUGGGCUCCGAACUGACUUGCGCCUUGAAGGUCAACAGUACAGCUGGUCCAACUCGAUAUUCUACUUCGGGAAGUAUGGUAUUCCUCUGGGGGGGUGUGUCGCGGCUACAGCGGGGGUCACCAACUUUGCUACGCUGGCCGUCGCCCGGUUCUUCCUGGGCGUCUUCGAGGCAUCCAACAACCCCGUGUUUACCCUCCUAGUCAGCCAGUACUAUACCACACAGGAGCAUGCAUUGAGGGCGUGUUUAUGGUGGGCUGGUGGUCCGAUUGCAGCAUUUAUCGGUGACGGCGUAUCGAACGGAAUCGGCCAUUUCCAUGGCGCGUUGGGCAGAUGGCAAUAUCUUUACCUGAUCUUCGGUCCCAUCACCAUGGUCUGGGGGAUAUUUCUCUUUUUCGCCAUGCCUUCCUCUCCAAUGACUGCGUGGUUUUUGACCCCACGCGAAAGGCAGAUCGCGGUUGUCAGGGUAUUGCAAAACCAUACCGGAAUGAAGAAUCGGCAGUAUAAAAAAUACCAGGUCAUCGAAUGCUUCCGCGACCCCCAGGUGUUGAUGCUCUUUGCCAUUGUUUUCCUUCAAUGUAUUCCCGGUGGCGGAUUGACUGCUUUCAACAAAAUCAUCCUCACAGGCCUUGGCUACUCAAGCGUCGAAUCGACAGUGGUUGCUAUGCCCGAACAUGCGAUUCAGCUUGUCUCAGUACUACUUGCUGGCGGAAUCUGUUCCUAUAUCGGCAAAGGACGAUGCAUCGCGAUGAUUUUGAGUAAUAUUUGCGUACUGGUUGGGAGUGUCCUCCUCUACACCCUUCCCGCCGAAAGAAAAAUGUCGCGUCUGGGCGCCGUUUACUCGCUCCUCACAUGUACUGUUUCAUACAUCAUGUGCAUGUCAAUGAUCUCAUCCAACGUCGCUGGAUUCACCAAGAAGAUGACAGCAAGUGUCAUGAUCUUUGUUGGUUAUUGUGUUGGUCAAAUCAUUACGCCGCAGUUCUUCAUCUCUUCCGAAGCACCAACAUAUCCCACGGGCUUCCGUGCAUAUUUCGUCACCGCGUCGAUGAUGAUUGUCAUUCAAGCCGCUUUGAUGAUGUAUUACCUAAAUGAGAAUCGACGACGCGAUAGACGUAGCGAAGCAACGGUUAUCACAGACGAGGGUAACCAACAUCAUAUCUUAGAGACUGAUUUGAUGGAUUUGACAGAUCGGGAACAGCCCAACUUCCGAUAUACUUGGUGA